Messenger RNA from Nannizzia gypsea CBS 118893, 1320 nucleotides. RefSeq lists its product as hypothetical. The record is from RefSeq and is a predicted model, not a curated record. The coding region runs from base 1 to 1320 and encodes 439 amino acids. Lineage: Eukaryota; Fungi; Ascomycota; Eurotiomycetes; Onygenales; Arthrodermataceae. The transcript has 7 exons.
AUGUCGAACCAGGCUCUUCUUCGUAUCGGGAGGGAGAUCAGUCAGAUCCAGCAGGGAGCUGACCUCUCCCUGGCCGUGGCUUGCCAGGAAGCAGACAUCCGAAACGUCAAGGCUCUCAUCGUUGGGCCGCCUGGAACACCAUAUGAGUUUGGCUUCUUUGAGUUCUCUAUCAAGUUUACUGAAGACUACCCUGCGCAUCCACCACAUGUCCAGGCUAUGACUACCAACGGCGGAAGAUGCCGUUUCAACCCCAAUAUUUAUGCCUCGGGCAAGGUUUGCGUGACAUGGGAAGGAAGCAGCGGGGAGCAGUGGUCUUCAGCCCAGGGUCUGGAGUCCAUAUUGAUCUCCAUCCAGAGCUUGAUGUCUGCAAAUCCCUACGAAAAUGAACCUGGAUUCGAAAACUCCAAAUCUCCCACCGACCUUAAAGCAAUGGAGAACUAUAUCUCCAAGAUCCGACACGAGAACAUUAGGAUAUCAGUUAUCCAGCACUUGGAAGACUGGCUUGGCAUCCAGCCUGAUGGUACUAUCGUAUCACCUUCCGCGGAUGAAAAGACAGAAGACGAAGAGAUGUUUGGCAGUGAAGAUAGCCAGCCUCCGUUUGAGCCGUUUAAAGACCUCUGCAAACGUCGGUUCCUCUGGUACUAUGAGACGUAUAAGAACACAAUAGCAGAGGCAGAGGCAAAAUGUCCCGCUGGCUCACGUUUCCAGAGAAUGCAAUUUGAAUUCACCGGCAACACGAUGGAUGGCCACUUCAACUAUGCUGAGCUGACUAAGAGACUAGAUACCAUCAAGGACACUCUCAUGAAAGAAACAGAUUCGUGGGCGGAACUAGGCCUGAAAGCCAAAAAGAACGAGACAAGGAUUGCCGUUAACCUGCAACGUCAAUAUGAGCAGAUUGUCGAAGACCUGAAAAACAAACGACAUUUCACUGUCGACAUAUCCCUAGAUGAGGGAAACCCGCUUGUCUGGCUGGUGACUUACUUUGGCCGGCCCAUGACGCAUUUGGACGGUGGUAUCUUUAGAAUUAAGAUCGCCCUCAGCCCUAAUUUCCCAGACGAACAGCCCCGAGUCAUUGUUCAAACCCCUCUAUUCCACCAUCGUAUCUCAAAGGACGGCAUUCUCUGCUAUUUCCCGAAGAAGCUAGAGGAUAUGAAGGCACACGUUGAAGCCAUUGUUGAGGCACUGGAAGAUGAAUCUCCUCCUUAUGAUCCCCGAGCAACCGUUAAUCCGGAAUGCUCCAAGCUCUUCUGGGGCUCUGCAGAGGAUAAGAAAAAAUACAAUCGCAUGCUAAGACGUUCGGUUCAACGCAGCAUAGAGUAA